Quercus lobata is the source of this 390-nucleotide messenger RNA. Its product is annotated as developmentally-regulated G-protein 2-like. The coding region runs from base 1 to 372 and encodes 123 amino acids. The record is from RefSeq and is a predicted model, not a curated record. Gene Ontology annotation, molecular function: GTP binding; GTPase activity. Lineage: Eukaryota; Viridiplantae; Streptophyta; Magnoliopsida; Fagales; Fagaceae. The transcript has 3 exons.
AUGCUGUUGAGUAACACGGUAGGCAAUCUGGAUUGGAUGAUACUGCAGUUGCUAUUUCGUGAGGAUGCCACUGUUGAUGAUCUUAUAGAUGUUAUUGAGGGAAAUCGGAAAUACAUGAAGUGUAUAUAUGUUUACAACAAGAUAGACGUUAUUGGUAUUGAUGAUGUUGACAACUUAGCUUGGCAACCUAAUUCAGUUGUCAUUAGUUGCAAUCUGAAGCUGAACUUCGACAGACUACUAGCAAAAAUUUGGGAAGAGAUGGGGCUUGUAAGAGUUUAUACAAAGCCACAAGGCCAGCAACCUGAUUUCUCAGAUCCUGUAGUUCUUUCUGCUGUAUGUUGCAUACCUUUUUGUCUGUCCAGCUAUCUUUAAAUAGGCAGCUUUAUUUAU